AUGAAAAGACGGAAAUUUUGUCAGAGGGACGGAAUAGGUCUGCCCAAUGCUCAAGAAAUAAGAGCUCUAGAGGAAGGAGAAACCUACAAGUAUCUGGGGGUAUUGGAAGCAGAUGAAAUGAAGCGUGAAGCAAUAAAGGGGAACAUUCACACUGAAUACUUUACAAGGGUGCGAAGUAUCCUGAAAUCCAAAUUAUCAGGAGGAAAUGUCAUGAGGGCUACUAACUCGAGAGUGGUCUCCAUCAUCCGUUAUGGAGUAGGGAUUAUCAACUGGACUAAGGAGGAACUGAGAAAGAUGGAUAGGAAGACUAGGAAGUUGCUGACAAUCCAUAAUGCGAUGCAUCCACAAGCAGAUGUGGAUAGGUUAUAUAUGAAAAGGGCGGAAGGCGGGAGAGGUUUAAUAAGUCUGGAGGAAUGUGUUGAACUGGAAUGUGAAAGUCUUGCAAAGUACAUCCACAAAGCAAUGAGAUUUUGCUUGCAGCUGUUAAACGCGAGGGCGUGCUAA
This is a messenger RNA of Porites lobata, 504 nucleotides long. The record is from the annotation of a GenBank genome assembly. NCBI's taxonomy places the organism in Eukaryota, Metazoa, Cnidaria, Anthozoa, Scleractinia, Poritidae.